Messenger RNA from Nilaparvata lugens (brown planthopper), 602 nucleotides. RefSeq names its product 40S ribosomal protein S29. The transcript has 3 exons. Gene Ontology annotation, molecular function: zinc ion binding; structural constituent of ribosome. Bases 336 to 506 code for a protein of 56 amino acids. Lineage: Eukaryota; Metazoa; Arthropoda; Insecta; Hemiptera; Delphacidae. The record is from RefSeq and is a predicted model, not a curated record. Gene Ontology annotation, cellular component: cytosolic small ribosomal subunit; ribosome. Gene Ontology annotation, biological process: translation.
AUUUUCGUUUAUACUACCGUAAUUAACAGUAGGCUAUAAAAGGGAAUAUAACUUGAUUGAUAUCUGAAUAUUUGAAUUUGCCGCGCAUUUAGAAUUGAAAAAUUCACAGCUUUUGCUUUUUUGGAUAAAAUUUCUUUUAUAAAAAUAUCAAAUCUAAAAAUAUAGCUGAAAUAUAAUUUCCUUUAUUAUAAUAUAGGGUAGUAUUUGUAUCAAAUAAGGUUUAUGUUGGCUAUGCUGUACAGAACGGAAUUAACAUUUUGCAUCUGCAUCGGCCAUUUUGUCGUCGUUCUUCGUUGCUGAAGUUCUCUCGUAACGUCGUAACUAAACUUGUCGCAAUGGGUCAUCAAAAUAUCUGGUAUUCUCACCCCAGGAAAUACGGACAGGGAUCUCGAUCGUGCCGCGCUUGCGCCAACGGACAUGGUCUGAUUAGGAAAUACAGUUUGAACCUCUGCCGUCAGUGCUUCAGGGAAUAUGCCUCCGAAAUUGGAUUCAAGAAGUUGGAUUAAUUGUACGGCCAUUCCAUGAAAACUGAUUCAUUUUAUAUCACCAAACUUAAUGAUGUUUUAAAAUAAAAAAGUUUUCAUUAAAUAAUUAUUUUUUUU